Messenger RNA from Colletotrichum navitas, 984 nucleotides. RefSeq lists its product as uncharacterized. Lineage: Eukaryota; Fungi; Ascomycota; Sordariomycetes; Glomerellales; Glomerellaceae. The annotation marks the transcript as partial. The record is from RefSeq and is a predicted model, not a curated record. Gene Ontology annotation, molecular function: catalytic activity. Gene Ontology annotation, biological process: nucleoside metabolic process. The transcript has a single exon.
UUAUCGUGACACAUGGCAGAAGGACAUCAAUAACGUCGCUUAUCAGGCUGCUUGCAUGGAACAAUGGCCUCUCGACCUGCAAGCCGUGACGAGUUUGAGGUUGCAAUUGUAUGCGCCUUGCCUCUGGAAUAUGAUGCGGCUUGCCUGGCUUUCGACGAGUUUUGGGACAAUGACGGAGACGUUUACGGAAAGGCACCGAACGAUCCUAACAUUUAUACCACAGGCUCAAUCCAGAGCUUGAAUGUCGUUCUGGUUCUUCUACCGGGUAUGAGAAAAGUCAACGCAGCGAACACCGUAUCGAGUUUGCGAUCAAGCUAUUCGGGAAUCAGGUUGGCUAUUCUCACCGGCAUAUGCGGAGCAGUCCCAAGCCAAGGAAACGAAAUUAUCUUAGGCGAUGUCAUCAUCAGUAAAAGGGUCGUCCAGUAUGAUUUUGGACGACAACGAACGGGUUCAUACGCAAGGAUACAGUUGAAGACAACCUUGGGCGACCCACUGCAAGUAUUCGCUCCCUUCUGUCCCUUUUCCAGACUGCUCGGGCCCAGUAUCUUCUUCUUGAUAAGGCCGCCGAAAUUCUUUCGCACAUGCGGCAACCGAGCGGCAAGCAACAAGCGAAACCGCAUUCGAUACGAUCGGCCUCCAACAAUUGAGGACAAGCUGUUCGCUGCAGAUUACAUACACAAACAUCGAGAUUCGCGAUGUAAUGAUUGCACCACACACGCGUGUGAUGUCGCCAGGUCAGCUUCCUACGAAAAUUUAAGCUGCGAAAAUGGAGGCUUGAUCCCGCGAAAGAGACUUUCAGAGAUGAAAGGAGAAUUGGCCGACGGGGAAGACCAAUCAACUCAAGUUCUGCAUGCAGGAGCCAUAGAAAGUCCGUAUACUAUCAAUACAUCCACGAUGUUGCCAUUGAAGUUCAAACCUUAUGCGAUGUGCAAAAUAUUGCCCAUCAGUGUUAUUUUACCGCUAUUUCCCUUGUUUCGUCGCGGA